ACAGAAAAAUUAUAUGUUCAAUUAUAGAAAAAGAAAAUACCUUAUUCAUUUGAAUUCAUAAUAUUUCUAUACGACAUCGCUGUAGUUGAAGUUGAUGAGUGGCUCGGUGUAAGCCCAGCCUUCAUCAGCUCCUCCUCCGCUGAAAACCUGUUUGCACUGCUGUCUUCUUCGCUGCAUAUCCAGCACAAGCACUAGACCACCAGCGCCAGCCAUGCAAGCCCUUCAUCUUAUAUUUGAAUUCGAAUAGAAACCCAAUGGAAAAAAUUUAGGUUCGCUCUGCUCUUCUCAAUCGACGGGUUUCUUAACAAUAUCUAUCCUUUUCUGUCCAUUUAUCUUUGUUCUUAGCUAUCCUUUUAAUUUCUGUCGCUUGUUCUUAGCCCUUUAUGAGUGUUUUGCGUUUUUGCACAGAACAUGUUUGAUAUUUUUACCAGCUGCCAAUCAGAACCCAACGCCGUUUGGGUUGAUAUUUGUGCUACAAUCCCACCUCUGAUUUGACUCUCAUUUUCUCCCUUGGCCUUUUCAUUUAAUUUGUGAUGACUGCUUUGUGGAACAACUUCUUACAUAUCUUCUGCUGAAUUAACAAGGGGUUGAAUUUAAGGAUGUGCACAGGCUCAGUGAUGGCCAAGUCAAGCACUCUCCAUAAUUCUUUUAUGCUGGUUCUCUCUGGAAGGUUAGUGCUCAGGCCUUCAAUGAUGAAGAUCCUCUAAGGACGUUGAGCUCUUGGUAGCAUUCUGUUUACUACAAAGGAGAAAGUAGAGGAGAGGGCUCAAUUAUAAUUUUUUUUAACUCUUUGUUGACUAAUUUUUCGCGCGCUCAAGCAUAUAAAGUGUUAUAAGCAUUAUAAACACGUAAAGUGUAAUUUUUGAAACUUGGAAGGGUUGGUAAUUUUCAAAAAAAAAAAAAAACUCAGAGAAAGAGAGGAAUAAAUUACUUAAACCCUCCCCAGCUCACUAUAUGCUAUACCCUCUCUCAGUCACCAAACCCGACCUGCCCAAGACGAUCCACAGUUAAUUCAAUCGCUGCAAAAAAGCUUAGAAGUAAUCGCAUUCAAUCCCGGCGGCACUAAGAAGCCCGAUUUCAAACAGAUUGCAAUGAGAAAUUUUGUAAAUGUGGUAGCGAGAUCCUUCUCUCUAUCAAGCAGCCUCCUUUCACAUCUUCAUAAAGUUCAGUUCUCUCCUCGAAAGAUUUCACCCCACUUAGCUACUAUAACUGAAGUCAUUGAUCAUUGCAAACAACUCACAACACGGGUGUCUUUUGAUGAAGGGGAGGUCAAAGAUGAUAACUUGAAUCAAAUGCUUAUUGCUGUUGAAAAUGCCCCAGAAUCUGCCACCAGAAAAAUCGGAACUGCUUAUGUCCAUAACUUGUGUAAAGCUGGAAACCUUUUCACUGCGGUUAGACUGCUGCAAUCAUUAUGUGAUAAAAACAUUUUCCUUGGCCCUAGUGCUUAUAAUAUCAUUUUGGUGGCAGCUAGUGAAAAAAAUGAUAUUGCGAUUUUGUCCCAGGUUUUUAAGGAUUUGAUUGUGUCUUGUCAGUCUUUGCCUUCGACUUCGUAUCUGAAACUUGCCAGGGGUUUUGUGAAGAAAAAUGAUGAUGUCCAGCUACUGAGACUUGUCAAAGAAGUUUCUGAAAUGACAUUCCCGAGUAGCAUGAUGGUUGUAAAUAGAAUUAUCUUUGCCUUUGCUGAAUGUGGGCAGUUUGACAAAGCCCUUCUGAUAUUUAAGCAGAUGGAGGAUCUGAAAUGUAAGCCGGAUUUGGUCACGUAUAAUACUGUUUUGGAUCUUCUAGGCCAUGCAGGUCGGAUUGAUGAAAUGCUCUGUGAGUUUGCCUCCAUGAAGGAAGCGGGAAUUCUCCCAGAUUUUAUUUCUUACAAUACUUUGCUAAAUCAUUUAAGGAAGGUAGGAAGAUUGGAUUUGUGUUCGGUGUAUUCCCGGGACAUGGUUGAGAGUGGAAUUGAACCAGAUUUGCUUACAUAUACUGCAUUGAUUGGGAGUUUUGGCCAAUCUGGAAACAUUGAGGAAUCAUUGAGACUCUUCAAUGAGAUGAAGACAAAGCAGAUCCGCCCAUCUAUUUAUAUAUAUCGAUCGUUAAUUGCCAGUUUGAAGAAGAUGGGUAAGGUGGAAUUGGCAAUGACCCUUUUGGAAGAGAUGAAUGCAUCAAUGUCAAACCUAGCCAGUCAUAAGGAUUUCAAACGAACACGCAAGUAGUUGUGCAUAGAGAAGCCAGGGUUUUGCAUUGUGACGGAGAGUACUGAGUUCAGAAGUUAGCUCAAGCUGGGAUAUGCGGUGGAGGUCCUCUACCUGUCUUUAAGUUGAUAACGUGGUAGAGGCUUGCUGGCUUUUUCUGAUGCCAGUGCUUUCUAGUGAAUAAUUGCCUACUCAUCUCAAGGUGAAGGCAAGAAGAUGUUUACUCCAAUUGGUUUUGGUGGCAGCCUGGCACCAAUUCUAUUAGAAAUCUUAGAAAUUCUUUCACAAGAGAUUUGCACUGAUCCCACCUUGUAAAUGUUUCAGUCUCAUUCCUCUGUAACCAAGUGCUGCAAAUGGAACAGUGGAGGCUUGGACGUUAAACCAAUUUCACAAUAUCAAGGAUCUAUGCUUAUCUUGGCAAAGCAUCAUCUUAUGAUCAUGCACGCAAUUCUAUUCACCUCAAGACAUGGGCUUAGGCUGGAAAUCUUGGCUACAUUUUCACUCCCUCAUGAUUUCAAGAAAACAAAACGGCGAAGUAUAAGCAAGGUGGAUAGAACAUGCUAAAUGAUGUAUCUAUCCCAUGUGAAUUCAACUAACUGUCUUGGAUCAAGAAAGUAAACUAAGGGAGAUGUAGCAUAUUUUAAUGUUUUUCCUAA
This is a messenger RNA of Populus nigra (black poplar), 2839 nucleotides long. Its product is annotated as pentatricopeptide repeat-containing protein At1g11900-like. The transcript is spliced from 5 exons. Bases 1092 to 2204 code for a protein of 370 amino acids. The record is from RefSeq and is a predicted model, not a curated record. Gene Ontology annotation, molecular function: protein binding. NCBI's taxonomy places the organism in Eukaryota, Viridiplantae, Streptophyta, Magnoliopsida, Malpighiales, Salicaceae.